Molecule: messenger RNA, 2320 nt
Organism: Apis dorsata (giant honeybee)
Lineage: Eukaryota; Metazoa; Arthropoda; Insecta; Hymenoptera; Apidae
Product: E3 ubiquitin-protein ligase RAD18-like
Exons: 7
Coding region: 249-2318 (689 amino acids)
Biological process (GO): protein monoubiquitination; DNA damage tolerance
Cellular component (GO): Rad6-Rad18 complex; nucleus
Molecular function (GO): single-stranded DNA binding; ubiquitin protein ligase activity
Source: RefSeq, a predicted model, not a curated record
UAAUUAUCAUGGUUUACGUAGUAAAUGUAUACAAUGUAUAUACUAUCGAAAAAAAAUACUAAUAUAAUAAUAAACUUAUUUGUAUUUCAUCUUUUAUGUCUUUACAUUUUAUAUUUAUAUUUUUAACAGAUGAUAUAUAAUAAAUUUGUUUAUUUGUUAUUUUAAAAAAUGUAUUUAUUAUAAUUAUAAAAGAAUUAUUAAAAUUAACCUUAAAAUUAUUUUGCAUAUUUAUUAUAUAUCAUUAUACAAUGUGGCCUCAAGAAUAUAUAGCAUUAAAGGAUAUAGAAAAUUUAUUAAUUUGUGGAAUAUGCUAUGAAUUUAUGGAUACAUCUGUUAUGACAUCAUGUUCUCACAAUUAUUGUUCUCUAUGUAUUAGAAAAUAUUUACAUUAUAAAACACAAUGCCCUGCAUGUUUUGCAGAAACUUUUGAGAAAGAUUUGAGGAAAAAUAAAAUUUUAGAUGAAAUUAUAACACAAUUUUCACAAAUCAAAGAUAAGUUAAAAAGAGUUUUACAAAUUCAUAUUCAAUUUACAAAAUUUGAUGAAAACAAUCAGGUUUCUACUAUACCAAAAUUAUUGCAUGAAAAUAAUAAUAUAAAUGUAAAUGAACAAGAAAAUAAGAUUAUAUGUAAUCAGAUUAUUAAUAAUACUUCUGAAAAUAACAUAUCACCAUCUAUAAAUAUACAAAACAAUAUAUUUAGUCCUAGUACAAGUGGAAUAUCUAGAAUACCUUUAAUGUUUACACCUAAAAGCCAUAAACGUCCAGCAGUAACAAAUAUAGAAAAAACUAAGGUUGUUAUAUGUCCAGUAUGUAAAGUUACUAUUUCAGAAAUAAAAAUAAAUAGACAUCUUGAUGAUUGUCUAAAAAGAGAAUCAAUGAAAGAAAAACCUCAAAUAAAAGAAUCAAUACGUAAACCAUUACCAAAGUUAGUAUUUAAUUUAAUGAAAGAUGCUAUAUUAAGAAAAAAAUUAAAAGAAUUUGGUUUAUCAUUACAAGGAGAUCGAAAGACUAUGGAAAAUAGAUUACAAAGAUACAUUAUUCUUUAUAACGCAGAAUGUGAUAAAUCAAAUCCACGAUCAAUUUCAGAAUUAGUAAAACAAUGUGAAGAUGAAGAAAAUUUAGAAAGAAAAAUUAAUAAAACAUUUCUAAAUAAACUACAUUUUACUAGAAAUACAGAACAAAAUGUUAUAGAAAAUGAAAGAAAAAAAUAUUUGGAAACACACAAAGAUAGUUUUGAAAAUUUAAUCAAAAAUAUUAAAUACAUUGAUACUACAAAACGACAAUCAGUAAGACGUAGUUUAUUGAAGGAAAAUAUAGAAAAAGAGAUUAAUGAGGAUGUUCCAAAUAAAUGUCAAACAACGGAAAAUUUAGAUGAUUCAUUGAUUUAUACUGAACAAAAUGACUUUAAUUCUUUAAAAUCUAAUGUAUAUAUUGAGGAUUCUGAUUCAGAUUCUACUUGUCCAUUACAAAUGUAUUCUAGUACUGAGCCAAAUAAAUUUUUUAAUGUAGAAUCAUCUCCUUCCAAUACUGUUUUACAAAAUAAAUCUGAGACAAGUGAUCAGGAAAAUGUUGAUCAAGAACAAUCAAUGCUACAAUCUAAUCAUUCACCUAUAAAUAAAAUAGAAAAAAAUGCAUUUAAUGAUAUUUCUACUUAUGAUCCACUGACACAAUCAAUAAUGGUAAACACAUUUUGUGAAGAUGUAUCAAAUAAUUUUAAAGAUCUAUCUAAUACUUCCAAAUAUAAGAAGUUACGAAAAAACAAAGAAUCAUCUUCAAAAAAUGAAAUAAAACAGAUAAAUUCUGUUAGUUCGAACAUAAAAGAUCUUGAUUCUGAUAGAACUCUAGAUCAAGAAGAAAGACAAGAUAAGAAAUCAAAAUCUAUCUUGCAAGAUAUUGCAUGUGAUUUAUCAAGUAAUGAUAGCACUGACAGUAAAUUUAAUUAUGGAGAAUUACAUUCUAUUAAUUAUGGAUUUUUAAAUAAUAGUGUAAUCAAUUUUUCAAAUUUGGAAAAAGAAAAUGUAAGUUCUUCUCCUGAAUAUAAUAGAAUUCAAUCUUUUCAAAAGAAAACACGCGAUUUAAUGCAAACUGAUAAUAAAAUCAUACCAAAUAUAAAAAAAAAAAUUAAAAAAUCAUUUCAUAAUUAUUCUCCUGAGACUAAAGAAACAAAUAUCGAAGAAUCUUUAUGUACUUCUAAUGAUGAAACAAUUAAAUGUUUACGAAAUAAAUCACGAUUAAGAAAACGAGAACGAAAUAUUACAGAAGAUAUAUCUAUUUUAAGAAAAUCUACUAGAAGAAAAAUAAAAGAUAAUAAUUCAUAAAA